GAAGGAAUCGAGGAUCUGUUCACAGAAGUUCUGGCUGCCAUCUUGGCAUCACAACAAUCGAAAGUUUGUCUGACACGCAAUCGGGUUGGACGACCAAGACCGAAAGAUGCGUGUGAUAUUAUGUGA
Molecule: messenger RNA, 126 nt
Organism: Anisakis simplex (herring worm)
Lineage: Eukaryota; Metazoa; Nematoda; Chromadorea; Rhabditida; Anisakidae
Source: the annotation of a GenBank genome assembly